Molecule: messenger RNA, 645 nt
Organism: Anopheles moucheti
Lineage: Eukaryota; Metazoa; Arthropoda; Insecta; Diptera; Culicidae
Product: apolipoprotein D-like
Exons: 5
Coding region: 1-645 (214 amino acids)
Biological process (GO): lipid transport; tissue regeneration; brain development
Molecular function (GO): lipid binding
Source: RefSeq, a predicted model, not a curated record
AUGGCCGUCAUUGGCGUACCACGGUGGACGAGGAUCGGUGUGUGUCUGCUGGGACUACUCGUUUGCCAGCUGGCGUGCGUGGAAGCUCAAGUUCCUGGGUUUGGCAAAUGUCCCAAGGUACCUGUGGAGGAGAAUUUCGACACUUACGCCUAUCUUGGCCGCUGGUACGAGCAGGAAAAGUAUCCGUUUUUCUUCGAGCUGGGUGGAAAAUGCAUAACGGCUGAUUAUUCGCUCAAUCCGGACGGUACAAUUGGGGUGCUGAAUACUCAGAAAAAUUCACUAACGGGAAAUGAUAACAGCAUUAGUGGAUCGGCAAGAAUUGUGCAAUCUGCCAAGCUGGCGGUGAAAUUCCCGAGCGCACCUUUUAACGUCGAAGCGCCAUACUGGGUUGUGGGAACCGAUUACAAAACAUACGCUGUCGUGUAUGCCUGUUCCGAUCUUCGUGGCUUCAUUAAUGCAAAGGUAGCAUGGAUUUUGACCCGCAAACGACACCCUGACAUUGAAACGAUGAAGAAGGCGUACACUGUGCUUGAUAGUGCAAAGAUCUCCCGUGCGUAUCUGACCCGUACGGAUCAGAAAAACUGUGGUGAAGAACUAGUAAAGGUCAGUAAAGGCAUAUACAAAACGACAGUCGUCAAGGGUUAA